Messenger RNA from Larimichthys crocea (large yellow croaker), 2642 nucleotides. RefSeq names its product protein phosphatase 5, catalytic subunit (gene ppp5c). The record is from RefSeq and is a predicted model, not a curated record. The transcript is spliced from 13 exons. NCBI's taxonomy places the organism in Eukaryota, Metazoa, Chordata, Actinopteri, Sciaenidae. Gene Ontology annotation, molecular function: protein binding; hydrolase activity. The coding region runs from base 55 to 1494 and encodes 479 amino acids.
GGUGACUUUGCGACCUUUGCGACGGUGCAGUCGUCGUGCGGCAGUGAGGAGAAGAUGGCGGAGGGAGACGCUGAAGCGGAGCUGCUGAAGGAGAAGGCGAACAAGUUCUUCAAAGAGAAAGACUAUGAAAAUGCAAUCAAGUACUACUCCGAGGCCGUGGACCUCAACCCAUCCAAUGCCAUCUACUACAGCAAUCGAAGCCUGGCGUACCUACGCACAGAGUGCUAUGGCUAUGCCCUGGCUGACGCUACGAAGGCCCUGGAGAUAGACAAAAAUUACAUUAAGGGAUAUUACCGCCGUGCCACCUCCAACAUGGCACUGGGCAAGUUCAAGGCUGCACUUAAAGACUACGAGACGGUAGUGAGGGUUCGACCAAAUGACAAGGAUGCAAGGAUGAAGUAUCAGGAAUGUAACAAGAUCGUGAAACAGAAGGCUUUUGAAAGAGCCAUUGCCAGCGAUGAGAUAAAAAAGUCUGUUGUUGACUCGCUGGACAUUGAAAACAUGACGAUUGAGGAUGACUACGUAGGCCCCAAACUUGAAGAUGGGAAGGUCACAUUGACGUUCAUGAAGGAGAUGAUGGAUUGGUUCACAGACCAGAAGAAACUGCACAGAAAGUGUGCUUACCAGAUUUUGGUGCAGGUUAAAGAUGUUCUAUCGAAACUACCAAGUCUUGUUGAAAUCACAUUAAAAGAGACAGAAAAAAUAACUAUUUGUGGUGACACACACGGGCAGUACUACGAUCUCCUCAACAUCUUCAAGUUGAACGGUUUACCUUCAGAAACCAACCCUUAUCUGUUCAAUGGUGACUUUGUGGAUCGCGGCUCUUUCUCUCUUGAGGUCAUUCUCACUCUCUUCGGCUUCAAGCUGCUCUACCCCGACAACUUCCACUUGCUCAGGGGUAACCAUGAGACAGACAACAUGAACCAGAUGUAUGGAUUUGAAGGGGAAGUCAAAGCCAAGUACACAGCCCAGAUGUUCCAGCUGUUCAGCGAGGUCUUCCAGUGGCUGCCUCUUGCACAGUGUAUCAACAGCAAAGUACUGAUUAUGCAUGGUGGACUGUUCAGCGAAGAUGGUGUCACAUUGGAAGACCUCAGGAAGAUUGACAGGAACAGACAGCCUCCAGACUCAGGUCCCAUGUGUGACCUCCUCUGGUCAGAUCCACAGCCUCAGAAUGGCCGGUCCAUCAGCAAGCGGGGAGUGAGUUGUCAGUUUGGGCCAGAUGUGACGGAGCGCUUCCUGGAACAGAACAAGCUGGACUUCAUUGUGCGUAGUCAUGAGGUCAAAGCUGAGGGCUACGAGGUCACUCAUUCAGGGAAGUGCAUCACCGUGUUCUCAGCACCCAACUACUGUGAUCAGAUGGGAAACAAAGGAGCUUAUAUCCACCUCAGGGGAUCCGACCUCAAGCCAGAAUUUCACCAGUUCACUGCUGUGCCUCAUCCAAAUGUCAAGCCCAUGGCGUACGCUAACACGCUAAUGCAGUUGGGGAUGAUGUAGAGGCCCACCUAAUCUGUCUGUGACACUGACGACCUCCCAUCUGACCUGAACCAUCCCACCUCACUCCCUCCCGUGCUCGGACAUGCUCUCGUUCAUGCUUAGCCUAAGGGGAUCCCUCUCCCCGACAAACUUCCACUAGUUGUACGCAGAAAGCACGCGGUGUAGUUGAGAUGGGAAGAGAUCACGUACACCAGCCCAGUUCAGAACUGGGUAUGUUCCUUCAUGUUUAUUGCUCAAAACUGGAAAAAUCCCCUUUCCAUUGUCCAUUUACCCACUCCAUAUUUGUCCCAUCACUGGGUAGAAACCAGCCCUGAGAAUUUCAGAUGGAGCUGCUUGGUUUUUAAAUGUCGGAUGUACUUUUGACAGAUGGGAUGAAAUAGCUGGUAUGUACCAAAGAUUUGUAAUGAAAAUGAUUGUUCAGUUUUUACAAGGAUCAUCUUGUGACUCUGAAGCCUAGCAUUGUACUGUUGGCCUGUGUACACAGCUUAGAGCAUUGUAAACUGGCUUAGGAGCAGCAUGUCUAUCAGUGUUAAUAAUAAUGAUAAUAAUAAUAAUAAAAAAAGAAUAAAUAACUGACAUGUUGUGGCGUACAACAUGUCAGUUAUUAUUUUAUUUCAUUUUACAGGAAUACAAAAUAUGGUUACAUGUAUCAUCCCAGUCCCCAAAAAUAGAUCGAUUGUUUCUGGAUACACUCUUAAAGGUGCUGUUUGCCAUUAGUGGUGUAUUUACUUGGUUCGGUCAUGUAGCUGGUAACAUUUAUUUUGCACUGCUUCCCAUUGAGGAAGAUACUGCUGCUCUCCAUGUUUUCAUCCUUGACAGUCAUUGUGCCGCUCACCUGGCAGCUCCCGCACAGUCUACUCUCCAAACUAGCUUUGGUGUAAGGCAAACACUGAUGGCACUCUAGUCUCCAAUACGUGUUUGAUUACUGGUGACCUAUUACCCCCCCAUCUGUGGAUUUCUUCUUCAGUACUCAGACGUCCGAAAUGCAAUCCUGUCUUGAAACGCACAGCUGCAUUGUCCAGUGGCCCUCAACUUUUUAGAUAAAGAAAUACACUAACGUGUAUGUAUAUAUACUGUAUCAUUUAAAGAUUCCGUGUAAUGUUUGGAGAAAAUUAUUGAAUAAAAAAAUGCAGUCCAGUGAUUUUAGA